This is a messenger RNA of Rana temporaria (common frog), 8041 nucleotides long. RefSeq names its product protein phosphatase 2 regulatory subunit B''alpha (gene PPP2R3A). Gene Ontology annotation, biological process: protein dephosphorylation. Gene Ontology annotation, molecular function: protein phosphatase regulator activity; calcium ion binding. The transcript is spliced from 14 exons. Gene Ontology annotation, cellular component: protein phosphatase type 2A complex. NCBI's taxonomy places the organism in Eukaryota, Metazoa, Chordata, Amphibia, Anura, Ranidae. Bases 1088 to 4489 code for a protein of 1133 amino acids. The record is from RefSeq and is a predicted model, not a curated record.
UCCCCUACAGAAGCUUGCAUGGAUUUUUAAUUUUUUUGGCUCUCCUGUCCUUAUACUGUCUCGCCCUCCUCCUUAUCCCAUGGCUUUCACGUUUUUUUACUCCAGCUCUCAGCCGCCCUCCCCUCUUGCUCGCUACAGCUGCUCCGUUUUGUGUUUAAAAAAAGAUUUCAAAGUGCUUAGUCCUGUUUGUGGAAGCAUUAAAUGAGAAGAAGUGUCAUAUGCCUCUGGUGGUAAAACGGCUGCUUGUGAAAAAAAAAUCCUCCCCUGAGCCACACUUCAGAGCAACAGCCAAACCUGAUCGCUUUGCACAGCGGAGUCCAUACUGCCAAGAUCUGGCGUGUCAUAAAUAGGAGAGGAAAAAUGUAGCUUCACCAGCCCCUCUCUGCUCCUAAAAUGCACAUUAUUUUCUCUUUGCAUGGUGGCUUGCUGUAGCUGUCCCUGGUGUUCGCUAAGAGGAGUCCUCAUACCCUCCGGUAGUUAUGCUAAACUUCUGACAAGCUGUGUUGAAGUCCCUCCUUUAUAACUGCGUUUUAAGAAGAGAAAUCACCGUUUGGAUUAUUUCUAUAAAACAUUCAAUUACAAAAGUUUUGGCAAUUUUUUGAAUUCAGGUGCUGCAAUGUUUUUGCAUCAAAGUUCCUAUAGCUUCACCUGGAGCCCCGUGUGGUUACCCGUAAAGACGAAUGAAAUAAGAUGCUGUGUCUUACAGUUUUCGGAAAAGAUACAGAGAUAAACUAGAACAUCUUUCAUCCUCCAUCUCAUCAACCUUGACUGGAAAGUGACACCACCCGCUGGCUUACUCUGUGAAUUGUUGCCUUGGCAGUUCUAUUUAUUCUCUGUGCGUGUGUGUUUUUGUUCUGCACUUCUGUUUUUAUUAUUUUUGAUUCAUAACUGUGGGUUGUGACUGGUUUAUUAGCUGGCGAUUUUUAGAAAAGCAGGUUUCUUAAACUUGAUCACUUUUCUUACCUGGAUAAGGAUCAUAUUCUGUUACACGGAUUAUUUUUGGAAAUUGGGUACCUAAACUACAGGAUGGGUGACAACUGUUAGGCCUGACUUUCUAUUUACGCCUAUUUAUUUAUUUAUUUUCCUCAUGGCGGCACCUUACAAGGUGGUUGUGAGUAAACUUACAUGUUACAACAAUGUUGUAUUGGACAAUCGACUGCAGAAUGUAGUUCAUUAUUGCCCUGGUGCUUGCCAGGCUCAUAGAUUUGGAGUCCAGUGUCUGGUGGCCCAUCACACUAUGUGUUCAGAACUUCUAAAAGCUCCAGAGACAACUUCGAGCCAUGCCGGGGAUGUUACAAAUAAAAGCACAGUUGCAGAAAGUGCGAUAUGUGGCGAGGACUAUACGCACUUAAACCCUCGGGUUAAAAAAGCCUCGACCAUUCAGAGUACCAGCAGCCUGAAGGACAUAACGGGUGAAGCCAUAAAUCUUGCCAGUGGAAAAGCCAAGGAAUUUUCUUUCGAAAAGCUAAAGAAUACUCCCACCCAGCAUGUCAACUUCAGGAAAGGACGCAAAGUCCGUCCUGAGUCCUUUGGUAGAAGGUCGGCUGACUAUGACUUUAUAUUUGGUCAGUUUGGCAACAAUGAGAACUGCCCUCCCCUUGGUUUGUUACAGGUAUCGGAGGAAAAAACAUUAUUGCCACAUGGUACAUCUUUGGAACAGAGCAUUAACAGCAUGGCCACAUUAUAUCUACAAGGACUAUCAGAAGAAAAUCUCAUAAACCAGAUCCUGAAAAAGCACAAACUUGAUGGUUCUGGAUCGGGAGAAGACAUAAAAGUAUGCUUGGACAUUCUACUUAAAUGUUCUGAAGAUCUAAAGAAAUGUACCAAUAUAAUCAAGCAGUGCAUCAAAAAUAGAUCGGUGGGAGGGAACAGCAGUAAUAUGGGCGAGGGAAAAGGUGCUGACCAUUUUCCAAAUCCUGAAAUUAUUUAUAUGAAUGUAAUGGCAAGACUAUCCUCCUAUCUGAAAAAGCUUCCUUUUGAAAUGGAGCACGGACGAACUGAACCUAGUGAUCUGGCUGAACUUGUAAAAAGCCUAAAUAGUUUACAGCAGCAUCCAUUUUCACCUAUUUAUGGUCAUGAACAGCCUCCUAAAUAUGAAGAUGUCGUUCAGUCUCCUCCUUCACUAAAAGCCAUUUCUUCAUCUUCUAGUGAAAAACAAGAUCCAGUGGCACAAAGCACCAAUGCUAAUGAUGCCUCAGUAAAAACUAUUUCAGAAGUUGCCCCUCCGCUGCCUGCAAAAACUUGGCAAAGAGGCAACAGACAAAUCCAGGCAAAUUCUUUAAAAAAUUAUCCUUCAUUUUCUCAGCAAACCAUGCCCCCAGCACAGCCACAUUCUGGGGAAAAGCUGCCUAGGGGUUCAGCUGAAAAACUUUUUAUUGAAGAGGAUUCGGAUUCUCAAUCUGCUCUUGGUUUCCAAAAAAGGUCACCAAGUGCACCAAAUUUACCAGCAUUGUCAGAGAGCAGACGCUGGUCAAGUGAAAGUCCGCCAUCUCAGAAAACAGCUGAUGCGCAGCAUCCCAAAGAGAUGACUUUGAAAUUGUCUAGCAGUUCGUCUCAUUCUCCUUCUAGUCAUGGGAGUGCUAGAACAGUCAUACCCCAGUAUAAAAGCAACACAGGCAUACCCCCUAAAGUAGGUAGGAGCAGUGAUCAUGAGGAAAUUGACAAGCUACUUUUGGACUUGGAGCGUUUUUCUCAGAAGAUUGAGAACACUUUAAAAAACCCACCACUUUCCUCAACUGCUUCCUCUAGAACACAAUUAUCGGCCCCUACGGAGGAGCACAAUUUACAAUUUGCCUCAUCAGCACAAGCCAAGGGAGGUACUACAGAGAAAUCGGAGGAUGAUGACAACCUUUUGUCACGUAUUUUGGGCAGCAUUGAGGACUUUGCCCAGGAGCUGGUAGACUGGCGGUCAGGUAGAGGAACCCUGUCAAAACAAAAGGAAGUAAUGCAAAUUCUUCAAGAAACUAUUGUACCUCAGAGCCCAUUGCCCUCCCCAACUAACCAAAACCAAGUCAAAGACUCUGGGCCCACUUUGUCAAUUCGGCAGACCCCAGAGGUAGUGAAGGUUCAGAACAAGCAGGAGAAGAAGCCAGUGACCCCUCCUCCUGCCCCUGUCACUCCAGUAAUUACACGACCUGCCUCCCCUCCACCUGUCAAAGUAACAGUCACCCCUUCCCUGUCUGUAAACAUUCCACGAUUCUACUUCCCCAGAGGACUGCCCAACCCCAGCAACAACCAUGAUGACAUCAUCACUAAGACUGAAGCAAUUUUUGCCAGUAUGGACGAUGAAAAGGCAGAUAUUUAUGAAAUGGGGAAGAUUGCCAAGGUUUGUGGUUGUCCGCUCUACUGGAAAGCAGCACUGUUUAAUGCGGCCGGUGGAGAGCGGACGGGAUUUGUGUCUGUGCAUUCGUUUAUUGCAACGUGGAGAAAGUUGCUACAGAACUGUCAUGAUGACACUUCCAAAUUCAUCUACCUUUUAGCAAAACCAGGCUGCAGCUAUUUAGAGCAAGAAGACUUUAUCCCCCUCCUGCAGGACAUUGUUGACACACAUCCUGGAUUAACGUUUCUCAAGGAAGCUCCUGAAUUUCACUCUCGUUACAUAACAACGGUCAUUCAGAGAAUAUUCUACACAGUGAACAGGUCCUGGUCGGGAAGAAUCACACCUACUGAGCUUCGCAGAAGUAAUUUCCUGCAGACAUUGGCUCUGCUGGAGGAAGAAGAUGACAUUAACCAAGUGACAGAUUACUUUUCCUAUGAACACUUCUAUGUCAUAUACUGCAAGUUCUGGGAACUGGAUACUGACCAUGACCUGUACGUCGACCAGAAGGACUUGGCAAGAUACAACGACCACGCCUCUUCAAACAGAAUAACCGAGCGGAUAUUUUCUGGAGCAGUAACACGGGGGAAUGCUGUGCAGAGAGAGGGAAGGAUGAGCUAUGCAGAGUUUGUCUGGUUCCUGAUUUCCGAGGAAGACAAGAAAAACCCCACCAGCAUUGAGUACUGGUUCCGCUGCAUGGACAUGGAUGGAGAUGGAGUGUUAUCAAUGUAUGAGCUAGAGUAUUUUUACGAAGAGCAGUGCGAAAAGAUGGAGACCAUGGGCAUCGAGCCACUACCCUUCCAGGACUUGUUGUGUCAGCUCCUGGACCUGGUGAAACCAGAAGAAGAAGGUCGAAUAACACUGAGAGACCUGAAGCGAUGUCGAAUGAGUCACAUAUUUUAUGACACUUGCUUUAAUCUUGAGAAAUACCUGGACCAUGAGCAGCGAGAUCCCUUUGCCGUGCAAAAGGAUGUGGACAAUGAAACACCAGAGCCAUCAGACUGGGACAGAUAUGCAGCAGAAGAAUAUGAAAUAUUAGUUGCUGAAGAAACUGCUACUGAGCACUUACAAGAAGGGUCUUUUGAAGAUGACUACGAGGGAGAGGACAUCAUCUCUGCUCCCGAGAUCACCAAUAAGAUGGAUAAACUGGUCAUUUCUGACCUUACCGCUUGAGGACAAUCUCCAUAUCUCUGACUGGACAAUCAGACUGAGCUGUAUUUAAGGAUUUAACCCUGGCCACAAACAGGCAUACAGGGGAAAAUAGAAAAAUAUAUUUUUUAUGUUUUUUUUUUUUUUUUUUUUCUCUUUUGUGAGAGAUUUUGCUUUUGUUUUGUAAGAUACUCUGGAAUUGUUCUGCUUGUAUUACCUGCAUUGUGCGUGCACACGUUAGCUGUCCAAUGAACAAAAGCCAUGAUGUGCAAUAUGUCUUAAUAACUGUGCCACAGCUGUAGAGGAACCAAUCAGCUGUCUCAUUUCACCUUGGGGGUUUUAUUCACUCGUUAAAUACUGCCAAGGAUGUUUUUUAACGAUUGUCAGAAUCGAGUUUAGCUGUAGACCGAACCAAAGUGGGCGUAAAUGGAAGAACUUUAUUAGAUAAAACAAGAGACAUUUAUAAGGGAGAAAAUAACACAAAUAUUUAUUUUUAUUGUUUAAAUGCUUUUAUGUGUAUAAUUCAUAGUAUUACCUACCUUCUGUAUACAUGUAUAUAGCACAAGUCCUAUGGAACUCUUCAUUUACAUGGAAACGAAAAAAGACUAGCAAAGCAUUAUGGGAAAUGUAGUUGCACUUUUAGGAAGCAGAAUAUCUCUAUGAAAUCUGCCUUUCUCUGACUCUUGGGAUUUUUACCAGUUUUGGGUCAGUGACAUUGGAUUGGGUUCAGGUUUACUGCCCAAAAAAAAAAGUUUGUAGUAUAUGGGAGUUGGCUUAUGGUAGUUUCCCUGUAUAAGGCUUUUCACACGGCAUAAUGCUUCAGAACAGAGUCCCUUCUAUAAAAAUUGAAGUAGAUCAUAUUAAAGUAGAAGUCUACCACCAAGGUACAGUUGGAGAGGGGUUAGAACUACUGCCAGUUUUUUUUGCUGCUGUAUCCUCAACAGAAAGAUUUAAAGCUGUGUUAAUCCCAAAAACAAAAAUGCAAUAUAAUUUUCCGAAGCAUUUUUUUAAGUGCUUUUUCCUUUAAUUCACCUGCUGAUCCCACCAGUAACGCAACUCCUGUCUUAGGCUGUCUACAUUUUGGAUAAAGGAGCAUUGAAGAGACUUUCGGACAACAACAUUGUCAAUCUGGGGGGGAGGGGAGAGUUGGAUGUACUAUCCGAUUAAAGCCUCGUACACACGAUCGGAUUUCUGUCGGACAUAGCCGACAAUGCAGCAGUGACUUUAAUGCAGCACAAACAGUGUUGUCAUCCUGUUACUGUAUGUGGAAAUGAUUAGAUCUGCUGGCAGGAUCAGUAAAUAAUGACGCUAUUACGUGGAAAAACACACACUGUAACAAAUGUCCUCUUAUUUGCCUAUAGUAAGUGCUGUGCAAACUGUUGGCACUAUACAAAUCCUGUAUAACAAUAAUGGUUCUACUUUAGAAAAUCUCUCCAAUGGGUUACAGAUGGUAAUAAAAACUUUACAGGGGCUGUCCAGAUUGCAUUUUAACAGGAAGUGAGGGGGAAUCGCUGCAAGGGUGGUGGAAACUAACGCAAAAAAACCUGAUGUUAACCCCUUCCCAUUCUAUCAAUAACUGAAAAAAAAUUAUAAACAUCAACUUCAAAAAUGUCCUUCAAUAAAUAUAUACAAUAUAUGUUAUUUAGACCAAAAUGCAAAAAUAGAAACGUAUAAUAUAGCAAGAUGCAAUAUAAAAUUCUAAAUUUAGUUUGAUACACCUAAUAAAUAAUGUUUGUAUUUUGUCUAUUUUUAGGAUAAUAUCUUGAUGUGAUCUUUUAUUUACCGUGUAAACCAACCACAUGCCAGCUGUAAAUAUAAGUGUUAUGGCUCAUUCACACCACGUGCAUUGGGCUGCAUAGCCCAAUGACAAGCUGAAACCCAAUGUUUCCAAUAGCCCAGUACACACCAAUGCACUCUGUUGAGGUGCGCUGGAUGAAAAUUGAGCUUGGUGAAUUUAAAUGCAGCACAAAGUGCUGCAAUGCACUAUAAACCUGCCAUAGGAUCAGCUUAAAGCGAAGUUCCACACAAAAGUGGAACUUCCGCUCAUUCUACUCCUUUCCCCCUCGUGUGCCACAUUAGGCACCUUUCGGGGGGAGGGGGGACAGCAUACAUGUCUUUCACAGGUAUGCGUUCCCCGCUUUCGCGAGCCUCAGCCACGGGUAUUGAUGUCACGGCUGGGGCUCCCUCCUCCUCCUUCCCCUGCCACCAGGCCAGUAGGAGAGAGGAGUGGAGCCUUGCAUAUGCGCAGUAGGUUUCCCAGCGUGAAGCCGAAAGGCUACACUACCGGGUUCCCUUACUUGCAUUGGAGGCGGCAGCACCAGACAGCUGAUGGAAACAUCGCUGGAAUCCAGGACAGGUAAAUGUCAAUAUAUUAAAAGUAGUAUGUGUAGCUGCUGGCUUUUAUUUUAUUUUCAACGGUGGGCGGACCUCUGCUUUAAUGCAAUAGAGUUAAAAUUGGCACAUGUCAGCGCCCACUAAAUGCAAUCCACGUGUUGUGGAUCCAGUUGUUGGCUAUCCAAGUCAGUGACUUGGAGUGUGAAGAAUACCUGUGGAUUUAUACAGUUUUUGUAUAUUUUCUUUUUCUUGUACAUGAUCUGGGCUUAGGCCUUGUGUACAGCUAGUAAUUUAGUAACUGCUAAAGCAUUGCUAUUACUAUCAAAUUAGUGCAGGUUAGAAAGUGUCAAAAGAUCAAUGUACUUCAUGGGGAUUUAACUGAUAUGCCUAAGCCUUGUGUGCAUACAUGUAAAGCAUUCAAUGUAGGGAGAGCCAAACUGUAUGACCAAUUUCUGCAAAAAGUUGAAUUUAAGUGUACCUGUCACUAACUUACAACAGAUAAAUAUCCAAUAUAUCCAAUCUUUGUCUGUAGAAGAGUGACUUGUUCUUUCUCUGCAAUUCUCAUAUCCCAUAAUGCUCAGCUAGCCUUCAAAUGGUGAACUCAUUGAAUAACUUGGUGAUACUUUGCCUCUUGUGGGUGAUUGUGUACAUGGGCACUUUAGCCAGCCAAGCUCAUUCUGUGUAUAGAACAGGAGUUGACAACACACAGUAAACCUUAUCUGCAUUUAGAAUAAUGUCACAGAUGACACAUCACCAGCGGCACAGAAGAGCUUUUCACUUGCUGGGCCCAAACACUGCAAAAUCUUCCCUGCUAGGGAGCGAUUCAUUACAGACCGAUAAGUGAUCCAGGUACUAGCGAGUUGUCACCAGCAACCAGAAUCAUCCCCUGUGACAUCAAUCUAAAAGUGAGCAGUCAGAGCGAGCAAUGAAGAAUACUCUUAGUUUUGUAUGCAGGAUAUUUUUAGCAAUCGCUCUGAAUGCUCAUCGUCCCACCACGAUUUUGUGCCUGUUGGGUUCAGUGAUCAUCUCUUUACAACCAACAGAUACAGAAAACGUUCCCAUGUACACAGAUACAGAGAACGUUCCCAUGUACACAGAUACAGAGAACGUUCCCAUGUAUACAGAUACAGAGAACGUUCCCAUGUACACAAACACAGAUACAGAGAACGUUCCCAUGUACACAAACACAGAUACAGAGAACGUUCCCAUGUACACAAACACAGAUACAGAGAACGUUCCCAU